AACAAGUCUUCAGGUCAGAGCCGUGGAUUCGCCUUCGUGGAGUUUAAUCACAUACAGGAGGCCUGCCGCUGGAUGGAGACCAAUCAGAGGGUUCUGUCUAUCCUAGGCCAGAGGGUGUCUAUGCACUACAGUGACCCUAAACCGCGCGCCAAUGAGGACUGGCUCUGUAACAAGUGUGGGGUUCAGAACUUCAAGAGGAGAGAGAAGUGCUUUAAAUGUGGUGUUCCCAAAUCAGAGGCAGAGCUGAAACUGCCCCAGCUGAGGGAGUUACCUCUGGGUGUGCAUCAGAAGGAUGGCUUACUGCCCCUCCCUGCCCUCUACCAGCCAGCUGCUACCAACUCUACUGCCGUCACCACUCCCAGGGCCGGGGCUGGGGGAGCUGACACCCAGCAGGCUGAGGUGGCCAACGACACUCUGAUCCUGAGGAACCUGGGUCCCCAUACCUCCCUGGAGUCCAUCCUGUCUACUCUGGCUCCCUUCGCUACUCUGUCGCCUUCUAAUGUUCGACUGAUCAAAGACAAACAGACACAACUCAACCGUGGCUUCGCUUUCCUACAGCUGUCUACUAUAGUGGAAGCAUCUCAGCUUCUCCAGAUCCUCCAGGCCUUACAGCCAGCUCUCUCUAUAGAUGGGAAGGCCAUCGCUGUGGAGUUCGCCAAGGGAUCCAAACGUGAUGUGUUUCUGACAGAUGGUAGUAGAGUGAGUGCUGCUACAGUCGCCAGUACAGCCAUCGCUGCUGCACAGUGGGCCGUUACCCAGACGGCCCAGUCCCUGUCCUCUGCCUCCCAGCACGGUGUGGAUGUAGGAUUGUACCACCAGGGGGCAGCAGUAACACUGGGAGUCUAUGGAGGCCAGGAGAACCAAAACUACACAGCGGUGCCAGAUGGCCCUGCCUACAAGGCCCAGGCAGGGGGAAUGGGUACACCCCUACCCAGCCCAGGAGCAGGCCUGAUGGGGGCGUACACAGGAACAGCACCUGCAGCGAUCUGUUCUGAGGCUGUAGUUUCUGGAGUGGAUGGCGUGCAGCUCUCUCUCGGCCAAUCACACGCCCCACUCAUCACUACCACAACCACACAGGCCAAUCAGCAUGUAGAGAUAGUGGGUAAGCCUCAACCUGCCACUCCCACCCACCCUGCCACUCCCGGCACCGCGCACCAGUACCAACAAUACCCUGUUCCGGACGUGUCCACGUACCAGUAUGAGGAGAGUUCUGGCUACUACUACGACCCUCUAACUGGACUCUACUACGACCCUAACUCACAGUACUACUAUAACGGGGUCACUCAGCAGUAUAUGUACUGGGACGGAGAGAAGCAAACAUAUGUUCCAGCUCCCGCCCAAUCAACAGCUGAGGCUGCCGUUGCCCCGGUGAUAAGUCCGCCCCCUGAUCCUCCCUCUGCUGCUCCUGGAGGCAAGGAGAAGAAGCCCAAAAACAAGACAGCUCAACAGAUAGCAAAGGACAUGGAGCGUUGGGCUAAGAGUCAGAACAGACAGAAGGAGAACGUUCGCUCUCUCUCCUCUUCCUCCUCUUCCUCCUCCUCCGUGACCCCUGUGACCUCUAUGGCUCCUCCCCCUGGUUACGCCCGGGUGCCUGGACACGGUCGCCUUGACGACCGCCGAGAGUCCGCCAGCGCAGACGCCGGUUAUGCUGUCCUGGAGAAGAAGGGGGCGUUGUCUGAAAGACCUCAGAUCAUCCUGGACCAGCUCAGACACACAGACAGAGAGCGCUCCCCCCCUCAGGUGCAGGGUUUGGUUCCGGCCUACAGCGGCGAGACGGACAGCGAGGGAGAGGAGGGAGGAGAGAAGGAUGAGAGGAUGACAGACUGGGCUAAGCUAGCCUGUCUGCUGUGUAGGAGACAGUUCCCCAGCAAGGAGGCUCUCAUACGACACCAACAGCUCUCAGAGCUACACAAGCAAAACCUGGAGCAGCGGAGGUCACAGCAAGAGGGGGGUAUAGGGGCGGGGGUGGGGGGCGGGGGCGGGGCGGGGGAGAGGAAAGACAAAGGAGGGCCGUCCACAGAGCCACCAGACCCCAAGAAGAGGAAGUACAGCCCGCUUGAUGGUACGGCUGGCAAUAGUCUAGGUGCCAGGAUGCUGCAGGGAGGGGGUGAAGAAAGGACUGCUGCUACGUAACAUGCAAGUGGACUGACCCCUGACCUUUAAACCUCUAUCCUCUAACCCCUGACAUUCGACCAUCACACAGGACUAGGCUCCCUAGGUACAGAUCAGCUUCUCCU
Molecule: messenger RNA, 2237 nt
Organism: Salmo salar (Atlantic salmon)
Lineage: Eukaryota; Metazoa; Chordata; Actinopteri; Salmoniformes; Salmonidae
Source: RefSeq, a predicted model, not a curated record